AUCUACAAAGGAUAAAAAUAUCUGCCCUUUAUCCACGGCUGCACAGCUGCUCUGUAUGUUGGCUUUAAACCCUGAAAAUGGCAGGCUCAGUAGGAGAAAGAAGGGAUGAGAAGAAAGUGAUGGUGGCAAUUGAUGAGGGUGAGCACAGUUACUAUGCACUCAUGUGGGUUCUUGACAAUCUCAAAGACUCACUUAAAUCGCCGCUCAUCAUUUUCAUGGCCCAGCCAGUUCCACCAGACAAUUACACCUUUUCUGCAGCUCUCAGCAAUGCUCGGAUCUAUUGUCCUUUCUCAACCACUCCAUUAGUUAACUCCUUUAAAGAUCAGCACCAGAAGCUCACAUUGGCCCUCUUGGAGAAAGCUAAGGAUAUUUGUGCCAGUAGAGGGGUGGUAGCAGAGAUGAUUACAGAGGUUGGGGAUCCUAAAGUGACAAUAUGUAGCGUAGCUGAAAAGCUCAAUGUCAAUCUGCUUGUCGUAGGUGAGGAUGAACUAGGAAAAAUCAGAAGAGCUGUUACAUGGAGUGUGAGCAACUAUUGUGUUCAAUAUGCCAAGUGCCCUGUUCUGGUAGUGAAGAAACCGAAAUAAGGAAGAGCAUAGCAGUGUGGAUUCAAGCUAAGCAUCUUCGUUUGAUGAGGCAUGAUUUUCAUAUGAUUCAGAUGUAAAAUGUCUAAGAAACAGAUUGUGACAGGUAAACUCUUUCCGUUUGGUUUAAUUCAGUGAAUGCUAAAAGUGAAAGAUGACUUGAUUUGAUCUUGGAUGGAAGAUUACAUGUUAUUACCAUACCAUCCCUUGUAAAUAUCACUACUUUCUAUUCUUAGUGCCAAUUCUCAUAUGAAUAACAUUUGAACUCCAUGUUUUUUAUAUAACUUGUACAUCUUGAUAGUCCUAUAAUGUACUUUCUCAUCCAAAAAUACGGUUUAAAGUGGCUGCCAAUCUGACUCCUCCUUGAGCUAACCGCCAGCUAACUAUUGGUAAACGAGAGAGGAAAUAAUCAUCUGCAAGAAGCAACUUAUUGUCAUUUCUCCUCUCUUGAUGAAUGAGUGAGUUAACAUUUUGUCAAGCUUACCUUCAAGGGUUGAUCCCUCAUCAACGCCUUUAUAUGCCCAGUCACAUGCUGCUUUGAUACCUUCAGAAGCAUAUCUGCCCAUCAUACCACCAAGGGAAUUAAAAUGGAGCUUUUGAUUCAGAAAAAGAAAAAAAAAAAUGAAAU
This is a messenger RNA of Rubroshorea leprosula, 1209 nucleotides long. NCBI's taxonomy places the organism in Eukaryota, Viridiplantae, Streptophyta, Magnoliopsida, Malvales, Dipterocarpaceae. The record is from the annotation of a GenBank genome assembly.